Molecule: messenger RNA, 1355 nt
Organism: Rhipicephalus sanguineus (brown dog tick)
Lineage: Eukaryota; Metazoa; Arthropoda; Arachnida; Ixodida; Ixodidae
Gene: Fib
Product: rRNA 2'-O-methyltransferase fibrillarin
Exons: 10
Coding region: 92-1237 (381 amino acids)
Biological process (GO): rRNA methylation; box C/D sno(s)RNA 3'-end processing
Cellular component (GO): nucleolus; Cajal body; box C/D methylation guide snoRNP complex
Molecular function (GO): rRNA methyltransferase activity; histone H2AQ104 methyltransferase activity; RNA binding
Source: RefSeq, a predicted model, not a curated record
UUCCUCUGCCGCUCCUCCCUCUCUACAACGCGCGCUGCCGCAAGAAGCAAGCGUGGUCUGGCGUGGUUUUUGCUAACACGUGGUGGAAGAGAUGGGACGGCCAGGCUUCACUCCUCGAGGUGAUCGUGGCGGCAGAGGUGGCCGCGGAGGUUUUGGUGAUCGUGGCGGCCGUGGAGGCUUCGGUGACCGUGGUGGCCGUGGCGGAGGCUUCGGCGGCCGUGGAGGCUUUGGUGGUCGUGGUGGCCGUGGAGGCUUUGGCGACCGUGGUGGUGAUGGUGGCGGCUUUCGUGGCGGCCGUGGAGGCUUUGGUGAUCGUGGAGGACGGAGCAGUUUCGGCGGCGGCGGCGACGGGGAUGGUGGUGGACGUGGUGGCUUCAGAGGCCGUGGAGGCUUUGGAGGUCGUGGUGGUUUCGGAGGCCGUGGUGGCUUUGGGGGUCGUGGCGGAAGAGGGGGUGACAGGGGCGGCAGGGGAGGUGGACGAGGCCGUGGUGGUGGAGGACGUGGUGGCUUCAGGGGAGGCAAGAAAGUUUUCAUUGAGCCUCACAGGCAUGAAGGCGUCUUCAUUGCACGCGGAAAAGAAGAUGCCCUGGUCACCAAGAACCUUGUGGUCGGAGAGUCUGUCUAUGGAGAGAAGCGCAUCUCAGUUGAGGAGAAUGAGGCGAAGAUGGAGUACAGGGUAUGGAACCCCUUCCGGUCCAAGUUGGCUGCAGCCAUCCUUGGUGGUGUAGACCAGAUACACAUGCCACCAGGCUCUAAGGUGCUCUACCUUGGAGCAGCCUCGGGCACCACUGUCUCUCACGUGGCCGACAUCGUUGGGCCGGAGGGCCUGGUCUACGCCGUCGAAUUCUCUCACAGGUCGGGUCGUGACCUCAUCGGGGUGGCACAGAAGAGGACGAAUGUGAUCCCUAUCAUUGAGGAUGCACGACAUCCACACAAGUAUAGGAUGCUUGUUGGCAUGGUGGACACCAUCUUUGCAGAUGUUGCUCAGCCUGACCAGGCGAGGAUAGUUGCUAUAAAUGCUCACCACUUUCUCAAAAAUGGUGGGCACUUCGUCAUAUCCAUAAAGGCAAAUUGCAUCGACUCCACGGCUGAGCCCGAGGCAGUGUUUGCUGGUGAAGUCGAGAAAUUGAAGCAGGAGCGGCUAAAGCCGCAGGAGCAGAUAACACUGGAGCCCUAUGAAAGGGACCACGCUGUGGUCGUUGGCAUGUACAGGCCGCCGAAGAAAUCUGAAGGGUGAUCCUCGGGACCCGGUGCAUUGCUGUUUUUAUUAUUUUCUUUGUUUUUAUCGUCUCGUACCAGAAUCACAAGGCGCGCUGCUUGUGUGUGAGCUGUAAUAAACCCAUCUUUUCACAAAA